Molecule: messenger RNA, 1244 nt
Organism: Microcebus murinus (gray mouse lemur)
Lineage: Eukaryota; Metazoa; Chordata; Mammalia; Primates; Cheirogaleidae
Source: RefSeq, a predicted model, not a curated record
AUGGCUGCCCUGGGCGAGGGCGCAAGCCUGCAGGGCACGUCUUCAAGGCAGACACAACACCGGUUUGGGGGCCUCAACACCGAGACCCUUCCGGCAGUGAACGGAGUCCAGGCUUGUCCCAGGCUGCAGUCCUCCUACAGCUUGUGUUUCUUCCCUGCAGAGAGCGGCGAUGAGGACAAGCACCCCAAAGGAACUGGAAAGCGUCGACGGAGCCUGGCGGCCCGACGCCCGCAUGGCGGCCCCUCCCCCGGUGCUACACAAGGGGAGCCUGAUGUUUUGAAGGAUGAACUUCAACUCUAUGCAGAUGCCCCUGGAGAUUUGGUGCCCUCGGGGGAAGCGGGACUGCGAAGGAGAGGCUCUGACUCAGCAAGCGGAGAAGUGGAGGCCUCUCAGCUAAGGAGGCUGAAUAUAAAGAAAGACGAUGAGUUUUUCCAUUUCGUCCUCCUGUGCUUUGCCAUCGGGGCCUUGCUGGUGUGUUACCACUAUUACUCAGACUGGUUCAUGUCCCUUGGGGUCGGCCUGCUCACCUUCGCCUCCCUGGAGACGGUCGGCAUCUACUUCGGGCUGGUGUACCGCAUCCACAGCGUCCUGCACGGCUUCAUCCCCCUCUUCCAGAAGUUCAGGCUCCUGGGGUUCAGGAAGACCGACUGAGGCCACCGCCAGGUGGGCGCUGCAGGGCCCCAGUGUGACCACCGCUGCAACCCGUGAGCCCACAAGGACAAGGGCAGAGCAACGUUCGGGAGACACGUGGGAGGCCAAGCCGGAGCAAUAAAGAGAGCACUUUUUCUUCCAUGUGGUCUGACGUCGGCACCAGCCCCUGGGGGUAUCGUUCAGGCAGCACUGGCAGGCCAUCCGCCCGCAGCAUGGAAGGCAGAGGGAGGGCACGGGGCGGAGCCCUUCACGGCACCUGAACCAGCAGGAAGAUUCUGAGAGGUCACUGCUCUCGGGAGACUGCAGGAGACGCCCGGCCCUGCAUGCUGUGAUCCUCCUGGGCUGGUGGUUUCACUCAAAUCCCCAGGCUAACCUGGUGGGCUCUCAGCUCCUACAGAGCCAUCCAGGGACAGUCCACUGCCCCCGAGGCACAGAGCCACCAGGCUGGGUCUCCCAGGUGAACCUGAUGCAGGUAAGAUGUUGGGGAUCAAAGCCACAGCAUCUGGCCAUCUUCCCCGAGCCCCAUCACCACCAAUGACAGCCCUGCUGCCCUGGACUCCAUCAAGAUUCAAAUAAACAUUCUCUUUCCUGUG